This is a messenger RNA of Diabrotica balteata, 1993 nucleotides long. The record is from the annotation of a GenBank genome assembly. Lineage: Eukaryota; Metazoa; Arthropoda; Insecta; Coleoptera; Chrysomelidae.
UUAAAAUGCAACAACAAAACAAUAAAGUGCAAUAAAUAAGUACAUUUAUUAGAUUAGUUUAAAGUAAAGAGACGGUUCUAUAUAAUAAUGGAUAUUACCACAAAAUUGUUGGCUUUACAAGAAAUAUCUAAAGCUCAGCUCUCCAAGAUAUUAAACGUGGUUUCAAAUCCAAAGUAUUUAAUCAUAGAACCAUCAUUAAUUAGACCUCUAGACAGAGUAUGUGGUGCUACAUGGUUAAAAGGAAAUGGCAUAGAGAAAAUAUUUAAAUUAGAACCCGUAAAUCCAUAUGCAGGUUCAAAUGUUGUAUUUUACAUGAUAUAUUUUGAUACCACAGUAUUUAAACAGGUAGUAGAUCAGAUCAGAUCUCAGAUUGAGAACAUCGAGCAGCCAGUAAAGAAUAAAUUUCACAUUAUUGUAGUACCUUGUUACAAUUGUGCAUUUGAAAAUGAACUAGAAAAAUUAGGUGUUUAUGGUACAAUAAGAAUACAUCACUUCCAGUGGAUGCCUUUACAUCUUGACACAAGUUUGCUGAGUCUUGAAAUACCUAAUUUAUAUAGUUCCCUCUUUGUGUAUAAAAAUUUUACUUAUCUACCUGUUUUGUCCAAAUGUUUGUGGCAACUCAACUUUGUAAUAGGUAAACCAAGAUUUAUUUUAUGUCUAGGUGAGUAUUCUAAAGCAAUUGUAGCUCAAUUUGAUCAAUGCUGUGAAGACAGAGGAGAAACUGAUAGGCUGGAAUCUGAUUUUGGUGCCUUAAUAAUAAUGGAUAGAAACAUUGACUACACAAGUGCUUUAUUAACUCCAGGUACAUAUGCAGCCCUACUGGCUGAGAUAUACAAUGUUAGUGCUGGUAUUUGUGAAAAAAAGAAAGAGCAACUUGAAAAAUUUGAUGCAAAAUGUAAUCCUCUACCAGAAAAACAAUCAAUUAACUUUAGUUUAGAUAGUAAUAUUGAUAGUAUUUACUAUGAUAUAAAAAAUAGAUAUUUUACAGAAGUGUUAUCUGUUUUAAGUAAUUUGACAAAAGAGUUAAAAACAGAAAAGAUGAGUUCCAUGGAAAUGGCCUUAGAUGAAAUUAAACAAUAUGUACAAACACAACUACAGGCAACUAAAUCCAAGAAGAAGUUUAUAACAAAUCAUUUACAGGCUGCUGAAAGUAUAAUCAACAUCUUAGGCCAUAGAUAUGAAAAUCAGAAGAUGGUGGAACAUAAUAUAGUAAGAAACAAUGAUAGAGCCUUAAACUUAAAUUACUUGGAAGAGGUUUUAAACACUGAAAAUGAUAAAUAUAUAACUUUGAGGUUAUUCUGUCUCUUAAUACUGUUUCAGCCAAUGAGUGAAAGCGAAAUUAAAACAUUUUGGCUAAAAUUCUUGCAUCAGUUUGGUUUUAACUAUGGAUUUGCUUUCCAUAAUCUACUGAAUAUAGGUUUUAUUCCAGAGCCAGUAGAAACAACUGGCAGUUUAAAUAUACAAGGAAAAUUAAAGAUUCCUAUUUUUAGUUCUAGUAAUUGUCUAAUCAAUUCUAAAAAUUUAAAACAAAUCCCACCUGACCCUACUACAGUUAACCUAAAGUUUCCUACAUGUACAAGUUAUGUAUUUGGAGGAAACUACAUUCCUCUUAUAACCCAAAUAGCUGGAAUGAUUCUUAAUUCAAUUCCAUUAGAUGAGAUUAGAACUAAAUUGGAAGUGUUUGGCCAUCUAUCAUUAAGAAAUGAAAGGGGAUAUCCUCUUCAGAACAGGAUGGUGCUUAUAUAUAUUAUAGGAGGAGUUACUUAUGCUGAAAUAGCUGCCUGCAAUUUACUGGAAACUCUAACAGGGACUCAAAUUGUUAUUUUAAGUGAUAGGGUUGUUACUGGGAAUGAUUUAAUGCAAGGCAUUUUAGAUUAUCCCAAAUGAUGCUUUGCUUUGUGAAAUUUUGGUUUCACUAUAGCUAUUUGAAUCUCAUAGAUGGCAUCAUAAACUAGUAAUAUGGUUUUAAAUUUUUCAAGCAUGAUGUUUCCUA